Messenger RNA from Lodderomyces oxycetoniae, 1359 nucleotides. It is a transcript of the gene URA1, whose product is annotated as dihydroorotate dehydrogenase. Bases 1 to 1359 code for a protein of 452 amino acids. Gene Ontology annotation, molecular function: dihydroorotate dehydrogenase activity. Gene Ontology annotation, cellular component: cytoplasm; mitochondrial inner membrane. The record is from RefSeq and is a predicted model, not a curated record. Lineage: Eukaryota; Fungi; Ascomycota; Pichiomycetes; Serinales; Debaryomycetaceae. The transcript has a single exon. Gene Ontology annotation, biological process: 'de novo' pyrimidine nucleobase biosynthetic process; pyrimidine ribonucleotide biosynthetic process.
AUGUUCAAGAGUCGAGUCGUUGUGAAAGCUAUUGAACGUUUGUCGCGUUCCUCGCUCAAAUUACAGCCCAUACGAGGUCCGGUUCGGGGACCGGCUCAGGCACGGGCUCAAUUAAAGUCGAGUUUUUUUCCCAUGCCCUUGACCAUACUUACUGGUUUUGUUAUUGGAACUUUGGGCGGGUACUACCUUCUUGAUUCACGUUCGUCAAUCCACGAAUAUAUAUUUUGUCCACUCAUUCGUACAUUCACAGAUGCUGAACAAGGUCACAAAUUGGGAAUUUUAUUUAUGAAACUUGGUCUCGCGCCAAGAUUGUUGGACGAUGGUGUCAAUGAUCAAAGUGAUGUGUUGGGGGUCGAAGUUUUCGGGCACAAAUUAAAGAAUCCGAUUGGUUUAGCUGCUGGUCUCGAUAAGGAUGGAGAGGCAAUUGACUCACUCUUUAACUGCGGGUUUUCAUAUGUUGAAAUCGGUUCCAUCACUCCUGAAGCUCAACCGGGUAAUCCCAAACCAAGAUUUUUUAGACUAAAAAGGGAUGACGCAGUGAUCAAUAGGUAUGGAUUUAACUCAUCGGGCCAUUUUAGCGUUUUGGCGACUUUGAAAAUUCGAUUCAACAAGUUUUUUGAAAACUUUAGCAGGAACCACACGCCAGACCAAAAACCAUUCUCAAAUGCUUUUCAAAACGGGAAAUUGUUAGGUAUUAAUUUGGGAAAAAAUAAAGACGGAGACGAAGUAAAAGAUUAUGUUAAAGGUGUAGCAAGAUUGGGUCCUUAUGCAGAUGUUUUAGUGGUGAACGUGUCGUCUCCUAAUACUCCUGGUUUGCGAGACUUGCAAAAUGAAUCCAAAUUGACCCAUUUAUUGCAAUCUGUUGUACAAGAACGCGAUGCCUUAGGAUCCAACUUGCUUGGAUCGAAACCUCCGGUACUUGUUAAAAUUGCCCCUGACUUGACAGAACCGGAGAUUGAGUCCAUUGCUAACUCUGUCUUGCAGGCGAAAGUAGAUGGAAUUAUACUAUCAAACACUACUAUCCAAAGACCUAAAGAUUCAUUAUUAACUACCGACGAAGAAUUGAUCAACGAAGCUGGAGGACUUUCCGGACGACCUUUGAAACCUUUAGCUUUGAAAGCAUUUAAGUUACUCAGGAAACACACCAAGGGUUCCAAUUUAGUUUUGGUUGGAUGUGGUGGGAUCUCAAAUGGAAAGGAUGCUUUGGAAUUUGGAAAAGCUGGUGCUACAUUUUUUCAGUUAUAUACGGCAUUUGCAUAUAAGGGUCCUGGAUUAGUUGCUCAAAUUAGAGAUGAAUUGGCAGCCGAAUUGAGAAAGGAAGGAAAAACCUGGCAACAGAUUGUUAAAGAGAAUAGUUGA